CCAUGUUCAUGCUCAAUACAACACAUUUAUCCUUCAGCCCACCUAGUGCUGUGCAUUUGAGCUGUUGCCAGAUGCCAGCUGCACAGCCAGUUGCCAAUGUGCCAAGCGGAAAACCAGGUUGACCGUGAAGUGCAGUUUUUGGAUACUUUAGGCUGUACAUGGAAGAUGCAGGUACUUGAUCUGCACUCCUAUCAUGCUCACUGUGUUGGGGCUGAGGUGACUAUGUGAUGUGUGUAACUCAUGGCGCAAUGCAGUUGUCAGGACGAUGAUUCAGACCUUUUCCAUGGUCUUUUGACCCCUCCCACGGCUCCAAAAUGAAUAUCCAAAUUCUAAUGGUUACAUUAGUUGAAGAUCAGGAUUGCCACAAGCUCUUUUCUCGUAGCAUCGAUUCUGAGUUUAGCUUCUUGCUUUCCCAUUUUGGCGUGUGGGUGAUCCGCACAGUCCGCAGUACCCACUGCGGACAUCGAGUUGGGUAGCCCACAGUGCCGUCGAUCUUUUCGGCUCAAAGAGAUCCGCCAUGGGCCGAAUACCUGCGCAGGAUCCAGGGGAGGUCGCCGCGGCCGCGGCAAAGGCGGCCACUGCAGAUGCCUUGGCUAAGGUGGCCACUGCCCAGGCGGAGAAGCAGGCCAGCGAGGCCGUCUUGCCGCUGGGCGAGAAGGGCGAGGCGGGCGGAGCGACCGAUGCGCUGGGCCAGUCAGCCCGGUUCUUCGUGCGGGGCUUGGGAUCCUUGGGAGAGCAUCACCUCAAGGACUACUUUGACAAGUUCGGCCAGGUCGUGGAGGCCAGCCUCGUUCGGGACAAAAAGACCCAACGACCUCGUGGCAUGGCCUUCGUAAGCCUGGCACCCAAAGCCCCAGAGGGGGGUGGUCCAACGCCCAGCCUGGACGAGCUCAUCGAGAGGGUAGCAGGCGCUGAUAGUCAUAGCAUCAAAGGGGUGGAAGUGGAAGUGCAGGAAGCCUUGCCCAAGCCCGCCGAGGAGAAGGUUGAGGAGACCGAGAAGUCUGAGCAGAAGCCUUCAGCAGGCGAUCUUCCUCCACCUCCACAGGCCGCAGAUGGCAGAUGGCCGGAGCGAACCGGAGCUUCUGUAGAUCGGUGUUCCAACGUGUUCGGCAUGUUUCGGCCAUUUCCGUGUGACGGAUCAAAGGAGUGAAACGGCAUGUCUUAGACUUGCAAGCCUUUUGCAUCCUUUGGCGACCCACCAGCGCAACUGGGCCUCGGUUUUGAUGAGGAACUUCCAGGCAUUUCGCCAGCCGUGCUGAGGGCGGUCGAAUCGUCAAUGUAAACAAAUCACUGAUCACCCAAUGUCAUACGGUUGUUUAUAUGAUUUUAUCAUAU
Molecule: messenger RNA, 1335 nt
Organism: Durusdinium trenchii
Lineage: Eukaryota; Dinophyceae; Suessiales; Symbiodiniaceae
Source: the annotation of a GenBank genome assembly